GUUGCUAUUCCGCUGCCCCGUCCCGGGCCCCGGAGUCUGCCGAAUGACCGGGAGACUGCCGAAGGCAGUUCGCCGCCCUUCCGGGAAGCACCGGCCACUCCUGCUGCGCCCUCCGACAUGAGGCCCUCCGACAUGGGGCCCUCCGACACGGGGACUCGGGCAGCAGCCACAGCAUCAGUCUCCCGGCCAGCUGCCACCCCAUCAGCUCCGGACGAACCCAGCGUGCCUUUCACAUGCACGUUUGGAGAGGACGUGCAGCAGCUGGGUUUUCGCAUCAAGUGGACUGGAGACAG
This is a messenger RNA of Symbiodinium pilosum, 293 nucleotides long. The record is from the annotation of a GenBank genome assembly. NCBI's taxonomy places the organism in Eukaryota, Dinophyceae, Suessiales, Symbiodiniaceae.